GUCCGUCGUGGGUGGGAGAGAAGAUAUUGCACUUACGGUCGAAAGUCUUACUUCUGACGACGGCCACUUCAACUCAAUGAAUCUGACAGAUUUGUGGAACACAGCUGUCCGGCUUGACCGAGAGAACGUGGUGAGCGGUCAGGUCUAUUUCCAGGGCGGGGUGACCUUCCAGGACCUUAACCUUCACAGGACCCUCGAUGGCGUCUUGGCCCUGAUAGCUUCUCCUCCAGACGUGUCGGAACUCGCCCUGCCUUAUGAAUAUACUUAUAAUAUAUCUCGCAUCAACCACCAUGUUUUGGAAGGUCAAGCUAAUGAAUUCUGGGGCUGGCGGAGAGUGCAGGAGUUUCAGGAGCCCCUGGUGAGAAUGGUGCCCCUCAUCAUGGACCCCUUCCUGCAAGGGCGCCCCUCGAGCAACACCACAGAAUACCUCGCACUCAUAACGUCCUUGGGCAGCACCAAGAUCUUCAAGCUCCUCGAAGAUGGUCGUUAUGAGGAUACAAAUAUGAAUUUAGGUGGAGUCUGUACCAAAAAUGCGGUGGGUUACACAAGCCAUGGGAAGAAUUGUUGUGACAGGACAUGUCUGCUUGGAUGUUUCCUCAGAUGGUGGCACGAAAGUAACAAGUGACAAGGAGGUGCUAAUCUGGAACAUCACAGCUGGUGGGGCCCGUUGGACGUCUAGUGUGUCCACUCCUGGAGCAGCUGAUGUGCAGAUGGUGAUGCUGCGUGAGAAGCCCUGCUUAAUCAUUGUUCCUGCAAGGGGUAAUGAAGUCCUGGUAACCUGUGAACAUUCGCCAGGCCAUUUCCAGGAGCUACAACGGCUGACCACUAAAUUCAACCCAGUCAAG
Penaeus monodon (black tiger shrimp) is the source of this 845-nucleotide messenger RNA. RefSeq lists its product as uncharacterized. Bases 77 to 625 code for a protein of 182 amino acids. The transcript is spliced from 7 exons. The record is from RefSeq and is a predicted model, not a curated record. NCBI's taxonomy places the organism in Eukaryota, Metazoa, Arthropoda, Malacostraca, Decapoda, Penaeidae.